This is a messenger RNA of Camellia sinensis, 624 nucleotides long. The record is from RefSeq and is a predicted model, not a curated record. NCBI's taxonomy places the organism in Eukaryota, Viridiplantae, Streptophyta, Magnoliopsida, Ericales, Theaceae.
AUGGUGCUUUCUCAUGAGACUCCAAGUUACGAUGGAUUGGUUGUAAUUGGUAGUUUUCGAAGCAAAACUUGGACAAUUGUUCACUUCCCAUACUGUGUUUCUAGUGUGAAAUCGGGUCCUGUUGUGAAUGAAAAUCUACAUUGGUUUGCUUCUAAAGAAAGUUGGGGUUGCUUCUUUGCACCCUAUCAAAUCAUUUACUUCAAUCCAUGGAAGAAUAUGUUCAAGAAGUUACCAAGGCCACAACCUAAGGAUGGAGAUGGAGAUAUUCUACUCAGUUUGGGGAUUUUAGAAGGAUGUCGUUGUAUGGUUCGCUCUUGCGAGCACCCAACCGAUCAUGUGGAUAGAGUUGAGGUGUUGGUGAUAAAGAAAUAUGGUAUCCAAGAAUCUUCGACUACCAUGUUCAUUCUAUCGAAUUUGCCUAACUUGCAUAUUUAUGAUAAUGUACUACCAUUGUGUUUUACAAAGAAUGGUGAGAUUCUAAUGAAAAUUGGCAGGAACCAUGUAAGAGCAUAUAAUCCUAACGACAACUCGCAAAGGGAUAUUAGGAUUCCAACCGAGAGUCACUAUUUCUAUCACUACAACAAAACUGGGUUUUUAUGGCUUUACAUCAAUGACAUACAGUAA